ACGUCGUCAACGACAGUGACCGAGAGCAUAUCGGUCACUAACUGUACAUAUGCAAGCGUAUGGGUACAGAACACGUCGAUGGCCUCUUUCCCCUCGCCUGCCGAUUCGUCGCGACCGACCAAUGGAUAGUAUCCCACUUUGACUCGUCCUGGAAGAUCUCAGAGUUGAAGCAGUAUAUACUCUCGAGAGUGACGGCACCGCCAUCGACACCGUCUACGGCCACGUUCACGUUCGCCACCCCCACGUUUUCAUCAUCUUCCGCCGGCGUUACGUCCAGCGGUGCUUAUGACACGAAUAAUCCCAGCAACCACAACCACACCAGCAGUAACAACAAUAAUAACAAUGCGAGAUAUCCAUACCCGCCACGACAUCGACCUGUUUCGCCGAUCACCUUCGCAGCUGUGUUCAAGUCCCGGCCGUCGUUCGAGAAUCCAUCCGGAGCGGGGAUAUCAGAGGAUGGACACGGCGAGAGCGUCGGUGUGGGUGCUGUCCGGGGUGCGUUUGGUGGUAGUGACGGAGGAGGAGGGCCAGGACUGGACGAAGAAGAUUUCGAGGAGGACGAUUAUCUGGACAUGAACGACGAUUCCGACUUGGACUAUCCCCACGACGGACCCACGCGCCCCGCACUCGCCUCCUACACCCAACAACCCUCCGUCUUCCAACCCUCCGCAAGCCUUACCACCGUCCCGUCCUCGCUCUCCCUCCCUCCGACGACGCAAUACUCGCUCAUCGCGUUCUCGACGGGCAUGAUCCUCGAGGACUCGUUUUCGAUUGCAUGGUACCAUCUACGCCCAAAUGAACUGUUGGAGCUGCAUCCGCUCGGGGGAUCGAUCGCGGAGCUGAGAAGGGGAGACGUAGAGAGGUAUGUGAAGCCGUAUUUUGAGGCGAGGGUGAGGGCGCUGAGGGUGAUUGGCUCGGCGGACGCGGUGACGUCUGUUGUGGAGGGGAAGGAGAAGGAUGGGAAGGAUGGCCGGGAGGCGUGGAGGGAGAAGGAAGGGGAGGAUAAAGGCAAGAAGCGGAAGAAGGCAAAGUUGGAGUGGCGCGAGAGGUGGGUCGUUGUCCAUCAGGGUACGCUCAGUCUCUUCAAGGACAGAGCAGACUCCCACCCAGCCCACACCUCCGAGCUCGCCACCCUCUGUCAGCUCCGUGGCGCCGACGCCCUCAACGCCAUAAACCCAACCUCGCCACCCGCCACCACCACUUCCCACUCCCACCCCCAUCCAUACGGUUCCCCACAAUCCACCGCACAUAACCACAACUCGUCAGCCCACGAUCGACAUGCAGAAACAAACAGCGUGCCCACCUAUGUUAUAUGUGCCAAAUUUCGCGCGACGGACGUAGAGCGCACGGAACGAGAGAGAGAAAAGAGAAGGGAGAAGGAGAUGCGGCCAAAGACGACGCAGGCGGAUGGGGCGCGAUCUGCGCAUGCUGCGAUGUUUGAAGGAUUUACGGAUCCGUGGUCGGGGGCGACUAUCGCUACUUCUUCCGGCGGCGUGGACGAAGUCGGCCCGAUGAUGGGUAGGAGAGGAUCUUUGGGGCUGCCGACGACGAGAGAGGAGGGAACGAGAUCGGAAGUGGGAGUGGGGAAGAAGAGGUCUGGAGAUGACGUCGGCGCGAAGAGGAGGGGCUCGGUGGAUGAGCGGAAUGCAAGGCGGAAUGGGAAUGGAAAUGGGGUGGAUGGGGCGGGGUCUGAUGCGGGAGAGGACGAUGGCGUCUGGGUCGUGUUGGACAUGGUCGACUUGGCGGCGUUCACGAACCUCCUCCGAAUCCUGCACCGAGAAGCCCCCCUCGCCCCCUCCGUAUUCUACCCUCCCCCAUCCUCUUCCUCUUCCUCCUCCAAUCCGCUCCAAGCCUACAACCGCAUGAACACAACCUCCCCACCCCUGCCCUAUCCCGAAUGGAGGACCGAAGUGGCCAGGAAAGCGCAAAGGGUGGGGAUGGGCGAGGUCGGCGCGCCGAUGGCGCUCGUCCUCUGGGGCCCAGACGAAGAAGACAGCGAGAGCGAACGGGAGUCGGUUUGUCCACCAUCUACGAGGAAGAGAGGCGAUACGGAUAGUUCGGGCGUGGGGUCGUUCCUUCAGCUUCAGGAGGAUGGACCGGGGUCUGCGCCUGUGACGCCGCUUGCGAAGACGGAGUCCGGAUCGACUGCACGACGUCGGCCGCAGAAUCAGAAUCAGAAUCAGAAUUAUGCGCAAGGGGUAGAGGAGGAAGAGGGAGAGACGGAUUCGAGGGAUGCGCAUGCGAGUUUCGACCUCGACGAGGAGCUCGGGAUGGCGAUGGAGAUGGUGACGGAUAGCAGCGACGACGGACUCGAGAGCGAAUGCGAGUGGGACGGCUGGGCGCUCGAUCUUCCCCGUCAGGCUCGGAAGGUCAAGGAUGCGCAUAAGCGGCUCCAGAUGCAGAGGGAGAUGCAGACGAUGAGUCUGAAUCGACAGAACGGAUAUCCCACUACGCCGACUCAGUCGCAUUUCACGCCCACUGCGGGCAGGGAACGGCUUGGGUCAGCGCCGUCGUCGAUGAUGGUGCCGCCGAGCAUUUCGACGACCGUGGAGGUUUCGACGGCGAGAGGUGGAGCUGGGAAGAGGCAUAAUCAUGUGCAGACAGCGAGUAUGGGGUACGCGCAUCGGCCGUUCGCAUCCCCUUCGUCUACAUCACUCGAAUCGCCGAGUCGAAUCCGGGCGGUGCACGAUUCGUCGACGUUGUUCGCGUCGGGGUCGACGUCCCCUGCUACGCUCGAAUCGUACUCCUAUCCCUAUCCUCCACAGGAUCAAGCCGGUCCUUCGUCGACUCAUCACCACCAUAGCCGUACCUCAUCCCGACCUCUCUCCCCCACUUCUUCCUCUCGCCCACUCUCUCCUACGGCUGCCAGUCUAGGUUUAGGCAUUCCCAUCUCCCUAGCUCCGCUCGACCCGUCGUACCCUGCGCUAUUAACGGUUGACGAUCAGGGCGUACGGAGCGGGACGACGACGAGUACGGUUAGUGUCGGUGGUGUCGUGAGGAAUAGGAGUUUGGUGAUGGUGGAGAGGGAGGGCGGCGGUGGGGGUGUGCCGAGGGCUUUGGGAUUGGGGUAUGGGAAUGGGAAGGCGGAGGAGAGAGAUGCGCGGAAGGCGAAGGGGAAGGCAAAGGCGAGGGAGGAAGCUGUCGAGGAUGUUAUUACGGAGGGAAGGAAACAGAGCUGGGUGGAGGAGCUGGGGUUGGGGAGGAAGGUGAAGGAGGGACAUGUGGAGAAGAAGAGUAAGGGGAAGAAGAAAGACAAGGGGAAGGAGAAAGAGAGAGAUAAGGUAGUUGAUGGGAAGAAGAAGGAGAAGUCGCUUCCUGCUCUGCCGCCUGUGGACCCAGAAGACGAUCUCCUACCCGCACCUCCUCAACACCACCCACGGCCCAACACGCACAUGCAUUCCUCCUCUACGAGAACACGACCCGUGGCCGCCGCCGUCCCGCCCCCUACCUCUUAUACCUCCACAACAACAACUCCUUCUGCCAGUCUCACCUCGCCGUCGUCGUCCUCAUUCGAUCCAGCCGACUUCACGCAACACCCGACUUUCGGAAUGAAGUCCAACGAUCAUAACGCUCCGCACCGUCAUAGGUCGGGAUUGGCGAAGACGGAAUGGAAGCGGUUGAGCGCUGCGUUGGGCGGGAUUGGUGGUGGUGGUGGUGGCGGUGGCGGUGGCGGUGGUGGUAGUGCGAAUCGUCCAGACGGCGCAUCCUCUUCGACUUCCCCGCCCUUUCCUCCCAUAUCGCACCGACCAAGUCGCGCAGACGAGGAUCCAGUGCUGCACAGGACGGAUACAAGGCACACGGUGCGGGAGAUGGAUGCGCGGAGCGAGACGAAGAGUUCGAAUAGUGGGGGUACCGGUGGAAGUAGUGGACAAUCGGUGGCCACAACGACGGUCCAGGUGGUAGGGGUGGAGAAGGACAAGGACAAGGAGAAAGGAAAGGGGAAGAAGUUGGUGAAGGGGAUUACGAGGGGGAAGGCGUUUAGUCCGGAGAAGUGGGUGAAGGGGUUCGAUGCAGCGUUGGACUUUGUGGAUGGGGUAUGAUUCUUCUACCUUUGCCUUUCUUUGUGCAGGUUUCGCGAGCUUGGUUUCUUCGAUGCAUGUCUUGGAUUAUAUUCUUGAUAUAAUCUCUCUCAGUUUCUGUACGCAAUGCCGCAGUCCCUUUUCCUGUUCUUCAUGUUCUAUCCCCCUUGGUACUGCCUACCACUCUUUUUUUCCCCCUUUGUUCAUCCAUGUUCGUGUUGGGCGAUGCGAUCUAUGGUGACGGCGGGUACCACCCGCCACCCGGCGCUGUUCUUGGUGGGUUUGACCUCUAUGCUUAUUCUCCUUCGUUUUUUGAUCUUUCCACCACUGUCGCAUCAAUGUUCUUACUAUUUC
Messenger RNA from Stereum hirsutum FP-91666 SS1, 4373 nucleotides. RefSeq lists its product as uncharacterized. The record is from RefSeq and is a predicted model, not a curated record. Bases 60 to 4040 code for a protein of 1326 amino acids. Lineage: Eukaryota; Fungi; Basidiomycota; Agaricomycetes; Russulales; Stereaceae. The transcript has 4 exons.